Rhinopithecus roxellana (golden snub-nosed monkey) is the source of this 1235-nucleotide messenger RNA. RefSeq names its product modulator of smoothened (gene MOSMO). The transcript is spliced from 3 exons. Bases 97 to 600 code for a protein of 167 amino acids. Lineage: Eukaryota; Metazoa; Chordata; Mammalia; Primates; Cercopithecidae. Gene Ontology annotation, cellular component: Golgi apparatus; ciliary membrane. Gene Ontology annotation, biological process: negative regulation of smoothened signaling pathway. The record is from RefSeq and is a predicted model, not a curated record.
GCGGGGACUCCGGGCCGCGGCGGCGGCCCAUGGGGCGGGAGGCGUGAGGCCGCUGCCUGUCCGGGGCUCGGGGGGUGGGGGGAGCGGGGCGGGGAGAUGGAUAAACUGACCAUCAUCUCAGGAUGUCUCUUUCUGGCUGCCGAUAUCUUCGCCAUCGCCAGCAUCGCCAACCCGGACUGGAUCAACACCGGGGAGUCUGCGGGAGCACUCACUGUGGGCCUCGUGCGACAGUGUCAAACAAUCCAUGGACGAGACCGGACGUGCAUCCCUCCCCGGCUUCCCCCGGAGUGGGUCACCACACUGUUUUUUAUCAUCAUGGGAAUCAUUUCAUUGACUGUCACAUGUGGUUUGCUGGUGGCUUCCCACUGGCGAAGAGAAGCUACAAAAUAUGCUCGAUGGAUAGCAUUCACUGGAAUGAUCCUUUUCUGUAUGGCUGCCCUAAUAUUUCCAAUAGGAUUUUACAUCAAUGAAGUCGGAGGUCAACCUUAUAAAUUACCCAACAACACAGUAGUUGGGUCAUCAUAUGUACUUUUUGUCUUAUCAAUUUUCUUUACAAUAGUAGGACUUCUAUUUGCUGGCAAAGUUUGUUUACCAGGCUGAUGAAUGUCUAAAUUGCUUGACUCUUAUUAUUUUUUAUUUUAUUAUUUUUGGAGGGUGGAGAGGACAAAGGCGAGGCAUCUGAGCAGCUCUCUCAUGGGAACAUGCUCAGGUGAAACUGAUGCUGAGAAGGAAAAAAAAACAAAAACUUUGAUUUGUUCUCACUAUGCACUUUGGAUUUAAAAAAAAAAAAAAAAGGAGAGCCUUUUCCAUAACCAAAUACAGACAAUAUUGACUAAAUCUCCUGAGCAUAUUCAGGCAGUCAGGUCUGCACUGUGAUAGCAACCUAGAGAAGGAGAAUGCUUUAUACCGAAAAGCAUGUGGCCCUUUGUGACUCUAUUGUUCCGUUUUUAAUGUCUAAUGAUUCAUUAGAGGAAAAAAACAGUCUAAGUAUUUAUGUAUCAUGGUGGACCAGAGGAAGGCAAGAGAAGUUCAUGUGGGGCUGGCCUCACCUCCUAAGAAAUUAGUGUUCACAACUUCCUUGUAAUAGUAUGAGCCUUUGGCACCAGAAUGGAUUGCCGUUGCAUUACUGCACCAAGAAGCCAAUAGAUCAAAACUUGUUUGCUAAAAUGUAUGUAAAAAUUCUGAAAUUCCCUCUUCUCUGUGUACAAAAAAAAAAAAAAAAAAAAAUCAAACAC